Messenger RNA from Ruditapes philippinarum (Manila clam), 932 nucleotides. RefSeq names its product multimerin-2-like. The record is from RefSeq and is a predicted model, not a curated record. NCBI's taxonomy places the organism in Eukaryota, Metazoa, Mollusca, Bivalvia, Venerida, Veneridae. The transcript has 3 exons. Gene Ontology annotation, molecular function: protein binding. Bases 62 to 883 code for a protein of 273 amino acids.
GUUAUCGUGCCUACAAAAUCGUAUACAAAAAGAACCUCGUUCCGUAUCACUUUUAACCCUGAUGUUAAAAGUAGGUGUUUGGUCCAGAGUUUCAAUGAUGUAUCAAGUUCUAAUUUUGAUUUGUGCGACUAUGUCUGGAAUGGCAUUAGCUGAUUCUGAAGCAGAGUCCGCCAUUCUGAAAAGACUGGAAGCAACUGAAAAGCUCGUUCAUGAUCUUUUCGAUGAAGUUGCAAGCCUUAAAGCUCAGGACCUAAUCCAUAGGGAGCAGAUUGUCGAGUUAAAGAAACAGUUACACUCGCAGCGACAACAUAACAACUUUGGAAAACAUAACAGCUUAACAACCAGUAAACUAGAGACGGGGUCUUUGGAAGAUGUAAAUUCAGUAAUCAAGAGACAGCCGAGUGACGUGAACAUCAAGCAAGAUGCAAACAAAAUCAGAAUAAGGAGAUUUGGAAAUGGAACUCCCGUGGCCUUUUUCGCGAAAAUGGACGAAAACCUAGAACAUGCUGGGGUCCACCAGAAUUUCAUCUUCGAAGUUGUAGCCAUCAAUAUAGGAAAUGGCUACAACAAUAAAUCAGGAGCAUUUGUUGCCCCGGUUUCAGGAAUAUACGUGUUUUCUGCAACCCUUGUAUCAUUCUCUAAUGUUAACGCACAGGUGCGUUUUAUGUGGAAUGGUCAGCCCAUGACGGUGAUGAUUGUCAGCGGCGCAGGAUCGGGUCAGGAUACGAUUAGCCAAACCAUUGUUCUUCCCGUGCGGAAAGGGGAUGUCUUCACAAUCCAAAAUAUUGAUUCAGAUAAAUCCUUCAUCGGUGGAGCUCGGAGUAUGUUCUCUGGAUUUCUUCUGUUCGAAGAUUCUUCAAGUCCUAGUGUUGUUGGAAAAUAAAAUGUAAAUUGAAAAGAUAAAUGAAAACAAAAUGAUAGAUCAGUUAGAA